Molecule: messenger RNA, 3858 nt
Organism: Sardina pilchardus (European sardine)
Lineage: Eukaryota; Metazoa; Chordata; Actinopteri; Clupeiformes; Clupeidae
Gene: kcnn3
Product: potassium intermediate/small conductance calcium-activated channel, subfamily N, member 3
Exons: 9
Coding region: 216-2093 (625 amino acids)
Biological process (GO): potassium ion transmembrane transport
Cellular component (GO): neuronal cell body; plasma membrane; neuron projection
Molecular function (GO): calmodulin binding; small conductance calcium-activated potassium channel activity
Source: RefSeq, a predicted model, not a curated record
CCAUCCCGAACGCGCUGCACCCGACGAGCACCCCGCUGUCGUCGUGCCUGGGCAGCCAGCACAGCCUGAGCGCCGACGCCUCGCCCGUCUACAACGCCCUCUUCUACUCGUCGCACUCGCCCUCGGCCGAGCGGGAGCGGGAGCGCGGCUGCAAGCACAGGCAGGCCAGCCCGCUGGUGCACCGGCGCGACAGCAACCCGUUCACCGAGAUCGCCAUGAGCUCCUGCAAGUACACGGGCGGCGUCAUGAAGCCGCUGAGCCGCCUGAGCGCCUCGCGGCGCAACCUCAUCGAGUCGGACAGCAGCAGCGACACCAAAGAGGGCGGCGGCUCCGGGGCCAGUCCCGCCCCUUCCUCCAUCCCCGCCGGGGCCAUCCCGCCCUCGUCCUCCUCCCACCCGUCGCAGCUCGGCCAGUCGCAGAACCCGCCCGAGAUCGUCAUCUCCUCCAAAGAGGACACGCCCUACCGGGCCCACGCCUACGAGAUGUCAAUCUACCACCAGAACCACGCCCUCUCAGAGAGCAGGGCCACGAUUGGUGGAGGGGCCGGGACGAACGGGCGGAGGGGAGGGACGGUGACCGGCAGGACCCUCUCCAAGGCGCAGAAGCGCAAGAACCAGAACAUCGGCUACAAGCUGGGCCACCGGAGGGCGCUGUUCGAGAAGCGCAAGCGACUCAGCGACUACGCGCUCAUCUUCGGGAUGUUCGGGAUAGUCGUCAUGGUGAUCGAGACGGAGCUCUCCUGGGGAGUCUACAAUAAGAGCUCCAUGUAUUCCCUGGCACUUAAGUGCCUCAUCAGUCUGUCCACUGUUAUCCUACUGGGACUCAUCAUUGCCUACCAUGCGAGAGAAGUGCAGCUCUUCGUCAUCGACAACGGCGCGGACGACUGGCGCAUCGCCAUGACGAUGGAGCGCGUGCUGCUGAUCGCCCUGGAGCUGCUGGUGUCGGCGGUGCACCCGGUGCCCGGCGACUUCAAGUUCCAGUGGCGGGCGCGGCUGGCCUUCUCGUACGCGCCGUCGCAGGCGGAGGCCGACCUGGACAUGGUGCUGUCCGUGCCCAUGUUCCUGCGCCUCUACCUCAUCGCCCGCGUCAUGCUCCUGCACAGCAAGCUCUUCACCGACGCAUCCUCGCGCAGCAUCGGGGCACUCAACAAGGUGCACUUCAACACGCGGUUUGUGAUGAAGACUCUGAUGACCAUCUGUCCAGGAACUGUGCUGCUGGUGUUUAGCAUUUCACUGUGGAUCAUCGCCGCCUGGACAGUACGAGUGUGUGAGAGAUACCAUGAUGCCCAGGAUGUCACGAGUAACUUCCUGGGGGCGAUGUGGUUGAUCUCCAUCACCUUCCUGUCCAUAGGCUACGGGGACAUGGUGCCCCACACCUACUGUGGCAAAGGCGUGUGUCUGCUCACGGGCAUCAUGGGGGCAGGCUGCACGGCGCUGGUGGUUGCCGUGGUAGCGCGGAAGCUGGAGCUGACCAAGGCGGAAAAGCAUGUGCACAAUUUCAUGAUGGACACGCAGCUCACAAAGAGGAUAAAGAACGCGGCGGCUAACGUGCUGAGGGAGACGUGGCUCAUCUACAAGCACACCAAGCUGCAGAAGAAGAUCGACCACGCCAGGGUCCGCAAGCACCAGAGGAAGUUCCUGCAGGCCAUCCACCAGCUCCGCAGUGUAAAAAUGGAACAACGUAAGCUAAGUGAUCAAGCCAACACUUUGGUGGACCUCUCAAAGAUGCAGAGUGUCAUGUAUGAGCUGAUGUCGGAGCUGAACGACCGCAGCGAGGACCUGGAGCGCCAGAUGCUGAGCCUGGAGCAGCGCGUGGAGCAGCUGACGGCGGGCUUCAGCGCCCUGCCCGCUCACCUGUCGGCCACGCUGGCCGCCCAGCACAACGCCCUGCUGAUGUUGCUGCGCGAGCGCGACACCAAGCUGCUCUCGCCGCCCAUGCCCCUCGCCCCCGUGCCGCUGCCCCACGCCAACGGCAACGGCCAGACCAACGCCACGGGCGUCGCCGCGGCCGCCACCAUCGCGGCCGCUCCCAGCGGCGCAGCGCAGGGCAGCGAGGCCGACGACAGCCCCAACACCACCGCCUCCAGCUGCUGAGGGAGACUGGACCGGAGAGAUGAGAGAGGAGGAGGAGGAGGAGGAGAGGAAUGGAGGAGAGAGAGAACAACGAAGGAGGAGGGGUUGGGAGAACCCCCAGGAAAUGGCUGUUGAGGAGGGAGGUGGUAAAGAGUGGAUGUGACAUUAGAGGAGGGGGAGAGAGAGAGAGAGAGACAGAGAUGAAGAGAGGAAGAAGAUGAAGAAGAAGAGAAGAGAGUGAACAGGGAAACACGAGAUGAGUGGAAAAUCUUCAGGGGGUAAGGGCUCUGACUGAGAACUCAGGAGAGAUGGAAGAAUUAAAUAAGCUGGGGAAAUGACUAUGAGGAGGAGGAAACAUUGCACACGAGAGGCCUGGUGGAAAAGAGGACAAGAGGAAGAUGAUGAAGAAGAGAGACUGAAAUAAUGGUGUAUGAACGCCUCUCUUGGAAUGUGCACACUGAUUAUAGGAAAAUGUCUCUCUCCCUCCAUCAGGAAACCAUGACAAUGACUUUUUAAUCUUAUGAUGUGUUUUUUAUUACCUAAUUGCUAAUUGUGUGUUAACAAGCAUCCCUUUAAAGAGAGCUCAGUCAAUAACAUGAAACAGACUAGUGCUACUGCCAUAAAAUGCACACACACACACACCGACACACCACUCCCUCUCUCUUUCACACACACACACACACACACAUACUGUAGUAAACACAUUGAGCUCACAUUCUUGUCACACACAACCUGUUGAAAACAAAAAAGGCACACACAAGAUAUAUGGGCUAAGAGACAACCAGAGAGUGCAGAAAGCACAUAGAUCGUUAAAUUCAUGUUGGAUAGGCCACACACACACACACACACACACACACACACACACACACACACACACACACACACACACACACACACAGACUGCAAGAUACAGAUCACUGCCAAAAUGAGCCAAGUGGAAGCAAACCAAUUUAGUUUAAGCUUUUCAUCAUGAUGUUUGCAUAUCCGGAGGACGAACCCUCACUGUUUUGAUGAAUGUAUACGUUGAAAUGCAUAUCUACACAGCCCUAAUAGUCUCAAAACAUAUAGCAGUAACCACACUAACAAAAAAAUACAGACAUAGCCUACACACAUUUUCUGAUUAACUUUGCUACCAAAGUGCUCUGUCUCCAGCUGACUGCAAAGGACAAUGACUAUGAAGGAUACGAGAGAUGCAGAGUAAAUAAAAAUGGGGAGGAGGAUGAGAGGUGUCAAUACCAGUCAUUGACUCCUGUGAAUGUCAUGGUGGAAAGGAUGAGAUAAUCAGGUCUGAUUCAGGAGGGUGGUUUAGGAAGUGCUGAAAGAGAGGCAACCCUUACACAACCUGCCAUGUGAGCUGCUCUUAAGACAAACUACUUUAGAAAGAAGGACUAAAGUCAUUCUUCAAAGAAAUGAUUAUCAUUGAAAUGGUGUGUCAGAAUAACAGACAAUAUCUAUUCUGACCCCAUUCCUACGGAGACCAUUUUAAAAACUGUCUUAUAGUGACAUCCUGUGGCCGGAAUACUGAACUAAACCUGCUUGGAAUAUUGUACAGUAUGCUAUUACAGAAAAACUGCUUUGUAAGGCUUUUUUCUUAUUUUUUUCCUUUUUUAAAAAAACUAACCAUUUAAUGAUUAUUAACACAAUUAUAGCUUACAUUUACCAUUAUUAUAGCAUUCAUUCGUCACAACAUUUAAUAUAACUGUAUUAAUAACUUUAAUAACUAUCAACAAAUAAUGGAUAAGGGAAAGGUGACGUUUGAGGUUGAAAUUAUUUUGUAAUUUUAUUU